Pangasianodon hypophthalmus (striped catfish) is the source of this 4114-nucleotide messenger RNA. Its product is annotated as tripartite motif-containing protein 16. The record is from RefSeq and is a predicted model, not a curated record. The transcript is spliced from 7 exons. The coding region runs from base 862 to 2517 and encodes 551 amino acids. Gene Ontology annotation, molecular function: protein binding; zinc ion binding. NCBI's taxonomy places the organism in Eukaryota, Metazoa, Chordata, Actinopteri, Siluriformes, Pangasiidae.
GUCCCAUGCAGACUAUAAAACUAGCAAUGCCACUGGUGUUCCAAACCUGUAAUAUGACUCCAGUGACAUUUGUGAUCAAAAUUGAAGAUUUCAAAAUGACUGACGUGAGUGAAAAUGCUAUCUUGCAAAUUAUUUAUGCAAUUUUAAAAGUAAAUGAAAGUGUAACAGAGCUUCUACAAAGUGCAACAUCAGUGACAAAGGUUAUUGCUAUCUAAAGUAUGAAAUAACAAAUUUAUGAAAAGCAGGAAGAAUGUAUUAACUCACUGUUCAAAGUUCUGAAUCACCACUCAUCACACUGCCACAGGAAAUACUUCAAAUGAAUAUGACCCAAUACAUUAAAAAUGCAUUUAAUUAAUUUUAUAAUACUAAAUGAUUGUGGUUGUGGGACAGCCAAUUUCCAAGUAAACAAAGUAUUUUCAAAAAUAAAAACACAUAAUUCAUAUAACUGACAUAAUUAUUUACUUUAACAACACUUCCCUUAAAACAUAAAAAAACGUUUACCUCAAGAACCCAUUGGACACACAUUACCACUAUUGAGAUAAUAAUUCCUACAAAGAGUUAUUGGGGGGUAUGGGGAGAGUUUACAUGAGGUUACUGGCCACAAACAUUUUGGAACACAUGCUCUAAAGGUGUCUAGCGAUUUUUUUUGGUGUAAGCAUUGGGCGUAAUGGAUAAUCUGGCACACAGCCAGAAACGCACCCAUCUACAUAACACACCCAUAAUGUUGGUGCUGCUGUGGUUUGGAGAAACGAAACUCUAGCUUCUGGUUUCAUUUUCUCCCGAACGCCGUGCCUCAAAGAAGAGACCUGAUAAUAUUCAUCCAGCCUUAUGAAUGUGACCAGAAUAUGAAAUAUAUGAAAAAUGGCUGAAGCUGAAAAAUCUUACUAUGAAGAGCAGUUUACCUGCUCAGUGUGUCUGGAUGUCCUGAGGGAUCCAGUGACUAUUCCCUGUGGACACAGUUACUGCAUGAGCUGUAUUAAUAAUGUCUGGUCUGGGUUGGAUCUGAACGCUGUGUACAGCUGCCCUCAGUGCAGGGAGACGUUUUCUCCAAGGCCUGCCCUGAAGAAGAACACACUUUUGGCUCAAGUGAUGGAGAAAAUGAAGAACGCUUCAGAUCAGGCUAGCUCGACAUGUGUAAAGUUGGAAUGUGAUUCCUGCAUUGGAUACAAAAAUACAGCCGACAAGUUCUGUCUGCAGUGUUUAGCUGCCUUCUGUGAGCUUCACGUCCAGCCUCACUAUGAAUCUCCUGCAUUCACGAAACACAAACUAGUCCCAGCAUCUGCGCAGGUACAGAAGAACAUCUGCUCUCGUCACGGCAAACUGCUGGAUAUUUACUGUUGUGAAGACCAACAGUGUAUCUGUUACCUCUGCAUGCUUGAGAGUCAUAAUAAUCACAAGACAUUGUCUGUGCAAUCUGAGAGAAUCAAAAAUCAGGAUGACUUGGAAAGGACAAAGAUAGAGUGCCAACAGAUGAUUGUUCAAAGAGAAGAAGGCUUAACAGAGCUAAACAGAGUCGUGACGUCUAUUAUGUGUUUUACGCAGACAGCAGAAGAGGACAGUGAGAGGAUUUUUACCGAGCUGAUCGCCUCCAUGAACAGAAGAUGCUCUGAAGUCAAAGAGCUGAUCAGAGCUCAAAAAAAUGCUGAACUGAGUCAAGCUGAAGAACUUCGCCAACGCCUGGAUCAUGAACUUGCAGAGCUGAGGGCAAGAAUGGCUGAAAUAGAACAGCUUUUAGCUACAAACGAUCACAUCGAUUUCAUCAAGAAAUGCAAGUCUGUCGGUGCCUUGCCCACUUUUAUAGACCUGCCUUCUAUAACAUGCCAACUUCGUGAGUCUUCUGAACACGUUUCCAUGUCUGUGCUCAAGGAACACCUAGACGAUGUCUGUCAACAAGAAGUAGCAAGAAUAGCAAGAGAAGUUAUGAACAUCCAUGCUAUGGAGCCUUCAGAGCCAGAAACCAGAAAGGACUUUUUGCGCUAUUUUUGUGAUCUUCACAUGGAUCCAAACACCGUCCACAGAAACCUUCGUCUCUCUGAAGGGGACAAAAAAGUGACCCGGGUUCUGGAAGCUCAUCCAUAUCCUGAUCAUCCUGAGAGAUUUGAGGGCUUUCCAUAUGUCUUAUGUAAAGAGGAUCUUUAUGGUCGUUGUUACUGGGAAGCUGAUUGCAGGGGAAAUGAUUGGUCCAUAGCAGUGUCAUACAAAGGCAUCUUGCGUAAAGGAGGCAAUGAGGAGUGUAGGUUUGGGUUUAAUGCUCAGUCCUGGAGAUUGACUAUCAGUCAGGUGAAAUGUCGUUUUAGACACAACAAAAAUGCAGUUCGUAUUCAUCAGGCUGACUCAACAACCAUCGGCGUAUAUUUGGACCACAGUGCUGGAACUCUUUCCUUCUAUAGUGUCUCUGAUCGUAUGACCCUCCUCUAUAAAGUCCAGGCAACAUUCACUGAGCCAGUCUAUGCAGGAUUUAGGCCUGGGCCAGAUUCAGUUGUCAGCAUUCUGCCAGUGAACAAAGAGAAAGAGUAAAACCACUCAAAUUUCACAUUACUUAUGAAACUUAAGAAGAAAGAGAUAAGUGGGAUAAGUGAUUCAUUUGUUCAUCUUCAGUAAACGCUCUCUCCUGGUCAGGUCACGGGUAUGAGGCGAGAAUACACCCUGGAUGGGACACCAGUCCAUUGCAAGGCACCACACACAUUAACACACAAUUUAGGGUAGUAAGUCCACCUACUGGCAUGGUUUUAGGAGUUGGGUGGAAACAAGAGAACCAGGAGGAAACAUACAGAAAAAAAAAAAAGUCAUGUAAAAAAGGGCAUUCUUGUUUGGACGUGAAUCAACAGAUUGAUUAAAAUAUUCUAAUUACAAUUUAACACAUUUUCUAGACCAUGAACUUUAUAAAUAUGUCAUUUAUGUGUCAUUUGAAGGCUUGGAUUACAAUUUAAAUGUAAUAGUUUUGGUGGAAAAUCUAAUGUACACAAUUUUGCCCUUACACCAAAUGUAAUCAGCUAGGACAUGCUUGUUGCUCUUCUUUCCUUUUGCACUAUGAGACUAAUUUGUCUGACAAAUAAUUGAUUAAUAAUUGAUUUUUGUAAAUAUAUACCCAAUUUACAUAUGAAGCCAAAUUUGAAAUCUUAAAAAAAAUUAAUUAGCUAAACAAUCUAAUCACAUUUUAAUAAAAUGAUUUUGCCAAAUACCAUGGGGAGUUUAUAUUUAUUAAUUUAAGUUUAAAGUUCAAUAUUUCUACUGUUGGAUGGUAUGGCCCAGGUGGAGGGAUGAUACCAAACUGCAACAAGGAAAACAGUGAUUCAGGUUGUCCAAGAUGGCAGCUUUCACAAUAUUACAGCAAACAAGAACAUGAUGACAUUUUGUUUAUGUUUACUGAUUACAGUAAGUCACGCUAAACCACAUCAAGUCUGUGUGAGAUCAGUGAAGAACUGGGAUGUAAAAAAAGUUCAGGGUUAUUGUCACUAUGCUAUGAAGUAUCUAAUACAAUAUUACCAGUUAUCUAGCAUGUAAUAAAUUUGAGCACAAUAUGACCACCAGGUGGCAGCAUUAGUGUAGCAUCAAUACAAGCUGAAUAAACUCAGUUAAUGGCUGUGCUAAAACUAGGGGGCAUCGUGUGGUGGCAUUUUGUUAGGGUUAAUAAGGGUUGCCACUUGCCAGAUUUAAAAGCUUCCACAAAAUCACUAUGGCUUAUACCCACUACCAGGCCUGGGCCAGGACACCAUUUCAGAAGGCCUCCCAAAUAAAACUGUAAUUAAAUUAUACAAGGCAUUUUUCUUUUUCUUUUCCAACUUAGUAGAUAUAAACCCAAAAAUAAUCUCCACAUUAACAACAUUAAUUCUAAGGCACAUCAACUCAUAUAGCAGUUGAAGUAUGAGGACUGACACAAGACACUACGGCUACUAAAUGUGUUGCUGGAAAUAUAGUAAAAGUUGCACUUGUACUCAUAUUACAAAUACAAGCUAAGAAAUGUGGAAAGGAAGCAAGGAGGUACAGUUCAAGAAAUGAGAAGCACUCUGCGUCUCCUUGUUUCAUAUCCUUGCUUCUUAGCUCCUAUUUGUGUACUAUCAGAAAUAAAGGUACCAAAGGGUACUUUUCCUUGUUGCUGGGGUGGUACCAUCAA